AUGGACUCGUCUCGAUUCGAAUCUAUCACGAUAUUGCUUAUGAUGUUGUUGCUGUGUGAAGGCCUAGCCCAGACCAAACCGGUGGUUUUGAUGAAGGUUUCCGGCGAUCUUUGCGCCGAUUGUCUGACCUUCUUCGAGAGCCUGAAACCGACCGUGGAUGUGCUGUAUCGGAUGGCGGGCAGUCCGGCGUUCGAGUUCGGUGUUCAAAGGGCCAUCAAGGUGAGGGUUGCAAAUGUUGCGAAGAUUUGUUCUUUCGCGCAUUUUGACAUGUAAAGUUUUAUACAUGUUUCUACCGUCGAAUGUGAUGUUUUAACGGCGAACGAACUCUGCGAAAACGAAAGUUCACUUUGCACUGUGCAAUUUUUGGCUUUUUCCACCGUGCAAUAAGCUUUUCGGGGCUAUCGCUCGCACCCUGACUUUUUUCUCACAGUCCGUGUCGCCGAUUUCAGUCCGGCGGCUUUCCGAACGGACUUGCAUCACGUUCUAUCCCUCGUCUCGGCUGUCGUCACAGAAGAAGUGUGUUGCACGUCAAUCCAAAAUAGAAGAAAAAAUUUCCCGCCCCUUUUUGGUGAUUCGUCAAAACGAAAUGUCACUAUCCGAUAAAACGCAUUUUCUUAUCUUUCUUCUUCCUUUUCGAGAAAAAGCAAUUAUUUCGGGCGAGAAAAAGUGCCGAUAAUUUCGCGACAUUUCGUCCCUCUUUUAAAACCAAUGAAAACGAUACGGUUUCGAAACGGUUCAGGAAAUGCGCUGGAUUGACGUGUGUUGUGCCAUUUUGGCGAUGAAAUCUUUUCAUGCAUAACACGUCUGCGCUAUGCGAAACAGUUUGACAAAGUUUGAUCAAAAAAAUCUCGGUGAUCUUUGAUAUCUCGAGCGUCUGAAAUAAGUCUUGCGAAUUUAUUCUCUAAAUUUCGGUAAGAUAAAUUCUUUGCCCAUGAUGUUUGUAAACUAGUUCUACAAUUUUCUUUCGGACUCAAUAGGCCAAAAUUUUUGGUGCAAAUAAUUCUUACCACUGUACCGCUCAGAACAAGUUUUAUAUCAAAAAAAUUGAACCUAACAGCAACCGGCUUUAUUUGUAGACAAUUUUUCCUUUCAGAACAACUGCGACAAUGUUUUCCGCAACAUUACCGGCUCCAAAAAUUUGUGCCGUCUCUUGGACCACGGCACUCUCACGCAGAUCGUGGAUGUGAUCGAAACCGAUCGUGGAAUUGACCAACAUCACAGUUGCAAUGUGCUGGCUGUGUGUACAAACUAA
This is a messenger RNA of Bursaphelenchus xylophilus (pine wood nematode), 1252 nucleotides long. The record is from the annotation of a GenBank genome assembly. NCBI's taxonomy places the organism in Eukaryota, Metazoa, Nematoda, Chromadorea, Rhabditida, Aphelenchoididae.